This is a messenger RNA of Musca vetustissima, 1149 nucleotides long. RefSeq lists its product as uncharacterized. The record is from RefSeq and is a predicted model, not a curated record. The annotation marks the transcript as partial. The transcript has 2 exons. Lineage: Eukaryota; Metazoa; Arthropoda; Insecta; Diptera; Muscidae.
AAUACCUUCUUGUUCUUUGCCGUGGCUUUGGUGGCCUCUGUGACAGCCGAUGUGUCCCAUUUGGGUUAUAGCUAUCCUCAACCGGAUUCAAGAUUUUCGGUGGUGCCAUCCAUUUCCAUCCAGCUGCCUGCAAACAAUUUCGUGUUACCUAAAGUACCCAUGAAUAUGUACGUGCCUCCUGUUCAAAUGCAACAACAUAUGGUUGAACACCAUCAGCAGCAGCAACAACAACCUCAACCUGAAAUUUCUAUUCCCUUGCCUUCAUAUGUACCUUCUGGACCAAUGAUGCAAUCCCAUAGCAAUUAUAUGGCUCCCAUUGAAAAUGUACAACAACAUAGCUACAUGGCACCCAUGGAAUCUGUUUCCGCCCCUAAACUCCAUAAUAAUUAUUUACCACCUAUGGAAGUAGCCCCCGCCCCUAAGCCUCAAGCUAAUUACUUGCCACCCAUGGAAUCAGCUCCCGCACCCAUGAUGCCCCACAACAAUUAUUUGCCACCCAUGAAUGCUGCUCCCAUUAUGACUAAACCACCCACAACCACAGCAGCUCCCGUUACUCCCAAGAAAACCUAUCUUCCACCAGUCACAACAACAGUAGCUCCCGUUACUCCCAAGAAAACCUACCUUCCUCCACCAACAACUGCACCCAAGAAAACCUAUCUUCCUCCUACCACAACAGCAGCUCCCGUUACUCCCAAGAAAACCUACCUUCCACCACAAUCAACAACACCAGCCCCAGCUCCCAAGAAAACCUAUCUUCCACCACCCACAACAACAUUGGCACCGGUCACUCCCAAGAAAACCUAUCUGCCUCCACCAACAACAACUGCCGCCCCUGCUGCUCCAAAGAAAACCUACCUCCCUCCUAAACCAUCCAGAACUGUUGAACUUCCUCCUGCACCCGUUAAACCUGAAACCAUUUCCAAACCCAAGAACAGUUAUUUACCACCAGCGCCCAAAAACUCUUAUCUCCCACCUCAAAACACCUACUUGCCCCCCGAGGAGCCAAUUACUGAGAAGCCACACAUUAUUACCCCACCUGCACCACGCAUUGAAGACUUGGUCGUACCUCAACGUCCUGAACCAAAAUAUGUUGAUCUAGAACAAUACACCGAUGAAGGUUACAAGACUGUACGCAAAUUGAAAUUGUAA